Molecule: messenger RNA, 2341 nt
Organism: Paramuricea clavata
Lineage: Eukaryota; Metazoa; Cnidaria; Anthozoa; Malacalcyonacea; Plexauridae
Source: the annotation of a GenBank genome assembly
AUGGAAAGAGUAAAUAAGGAAUUGGAUAGAUUGUGUGAAAAAGACACGAUAGCUCAAGUAACGCAGCCCACAGAAUGGUUAUCUAAUAUGUUGGUGAGAGAAAAACCAGACGGGAGAAUCCGAAUUUGUACAGAUCCAAGUCGGACUGUAAAUAAGGCAAUAAGAAGACCUGUCUACACUAUACCAACUAUUGAAGAAAAGUUGCCUUUUCUGACAAGUGCUAAAGUAUUCACAGUGGUGGAUGUUUCAGAGGCAUUUCAUAAUAUUGAAUUGGAUUACGAAUCGUCACUAUUAACAACUUUUCAAGGUCCAAACGGACGGUAUCGAUACAAGCGAAUGCCUUUCGGCAUGUCAUCCGGUCCUGAGGAAUAUCAAAGAAGACAACAAGAAUUCCUUGAAGGGUUGGACGGUGUUAUAAAUAUAGCAGAUGAUAUAUGUGUUUUAGGAUGGGGUAACACAAAGGAACAAGCUAAUAUAGAUCAUGAUAAAAAUCUCAUCGCUUUGUUAGAUAAUUGUAAAGAACAAGAUCUUAGGUUGACCGUGAAAAAAAUGCAAUUCAAGUCCACUACAGUAACCUUUAUGGGACACAAAUUAACUGAUCAAGGAAUUUGCCCGGAUCCGGGAAAGGUUAGCACAGUUCGUGAGAUGCCAAGAUCUCUUGAUAAAGUUGGGGUACAGCGUUUUUUUGGGGAUGUGUAAUUAUUUAUCAAAAUUUUGUCCAAAUCUAAGUGAAACAGUGUUGCCGUUAAGGAAUCUAGUCAAGCAGAACGUUGAAUUUAAUUGGUCAGAUUCGCAAGAAAAUGCUUUCAACGCAGCUAAAGAUCUUAUUGCAUCAAGCGCAAAUUUGCGUUAUUAUGACGUUAAACUUCCAGUUACGUUACAAGUGGAUGAGUCGGAUGAAGCUAUUGGUGGGGUACUUAUGCAAGAAGAAAAACCAGUUUGUUUUACGUCACACACUUUAACAGAUACAGGAAAACAAUAUGCGCAGAUUGAAAAAGAGUGUUUGGCUAUCAUGACAAGUAUGAAGAAGUGGCAUCAGUAUCUUUUUGGUAAACAUGACAUUAUUGUGCAAACGGACCAUCAACCUUUAGAAACAAUUUUUAAAAAGCCACUUAGUAAGGCACCUCGAAGACUUCAACGGAUGAUGCUUCAACUACAGCAGUAUAAUUUUGAAGUUGUGUAUAAAAGAGGGAAAGAACUUUAUGUUGCAGAUACUUUGUCACGGGCAGCAUUAAAAGAAAAUUGCGCGGUGGAGUUGGAGUCACGGAAAUGGUAUUUCGAGUUGAGCUGGAGCAGAUGGGUUUAAAACCUGCCAUGAUGUCAGACUGUACGUUAAACAGAAUGAAAGAAGAGACCAGAAAAGACCAAACGUUGAAGUGUUUGUUGGAAACGGUACGAAAAGGAUGGCCAUCGGAUAAAUUAAUGGUUCCACCGUGUAUCAGACAGUAUUGGUUUUUUUCGAGAAGAAAUUACGCUUUACGAAGGGGUUCUUUUGAAGACGCAUCAAGUGAUUGUACCAACAGUGUUGAGGAAAGAAAUGUUGGAAAAGAUUCACAAGUUUCACCAAGGUGCUGACAGUAGUAUACGUCGAGCUCGAGAAGCACUGUUUUGGCCCGGAAUGUCAGCUAAUAUUCGUCAAAUGUCUGAAGCUUGCGGAAUUUGUGCUCAAUUCCAAACGGAACAACCGAGAGAGCCUAUGAAAUCGCAUGAGAUUCCUAAGUUACCCUGGUCAAGAAUAAGUGUUGAUUUAUUUCAAUUAGCUGAUAAGAACUAUUUGGUUAUGGUUGAUCAUUAUAGUGACUUCAUUUAACUUGAUCACUUGAAAAACACUACGGCUAAUUCUGUAAUUAAGGUGAUGAAAAAGAACUUUGCAAGGCAUGGAAUUCCAAGUGAAUGCGUUAGUGACAAUGGUCCUCAAUUUGACAGUUCGGAAUACAGAUCUUUUGCGAGAGAAUGUGGUUUUACACCGGUUAAGUCGUCUCCGUAUAGUCAAGGGAAUGGUAAAGCAGAAUCGGCGGUGAAGGUUGCAAAGAACAUAUUAAAAAAAUCGGGCAACGAAGAUCCUUACUUGGCAUUAUUAGCUUAUCGCAAUACUCCGCAACAAGGAUACGUAUAUUCUCCAUCUGAAAUAUUAAUGGCACGGAAACUAAAGGAUAUUAUUCCAAUGGUACCGUCACAGUUAAAACCACGAUUAGUUGACAGCAAAAUUGUAAGAGAGGACAUAAUGAAGAGAAGAAUUCAAUCAAAGAUUCAGUAUGAUAAAAAAGCGUCACGUCCAUUGAAAGAUUUAGCCGUUGAUGAUCAUGUUUACGUGAAGCCUAGGCAAAAGUAUAAGCCUUGA